AUGAAAGUCUGCUCGGUCAACCAGCUCUGGCCGUCGAUGACCCAGUUGAUGUACCCUGUGCACUGGAACUUGUGUCUGUGGUUUGCCUGCGCCCAGGUGAGUGUGACUAGGUUUUCCUAUCGUCUGUUGGGCAGGCCUUGGGGUGCUAGACCUCGGAGACUUCAGAUAUACACAUCGUGUCGGUUACAUGCCGACAGCUUCGCUGCUUUCUUGUCCAUCUCUAUCGCUGCCAUGCUCUGCGAAACUGCAGAGACUUUGCCAAUCAACAACACCCUGGGCAGCAACUCAGAGUUCAUAUUUAAAACCCAAGCAUCCACAAACGACAUGCAUCAGAAGCCAAUUCCGCACGUCCAACUGCACGGUGUGACAAAGAAUCCUGACCGUUUGGCAUGGAGACAUGAGUUGUUUAUCGACGGUAUCGAAGGAGAGCCGCGCGAUGAACGACAGCACGUGAUGGCGAGCCUCAAGAGGAUCCAAAAGAGAAAGAAGAAGCGCAAGGUGGAGAAGGCAUAG
Messenger RNA from Aspergillus tanneri, 513 nucleotides. RefSeq lists its product as uncharacterized. The record is from RefSeq and is a predicted model, not a curated record. Bases 1 to 513 code for a protein of 170 amino acids. The transcript has 2 exons. NCBI's taxonomy places the organism in Eukaryota, Fungi, Ascomycota, Eurotiomycetes, Eurotiales, Aspergillaceae.